Molecule: messenger RNA, 2037 nt
Organism: Manihot esculenta (cassava)
Lineage: Eukaryota; Viridiplantae; Streptophyta; Magnoliopsida; Malpighiales; Euphorbiaceae
Product: pentatricopeptide repeat-containing protein At4g39620, chloroplastic
Exons: 3
Coding region: 73-1521 (482 amino acids)
Molecular function (GO): mRNA binding; protein binding
Source: RefSeq, a predicted model, not a curated record
UUAUACUCUGUCUCUCUCUCGCUCCCUUUCUCCCAAAUCGCAAACUCUUAGUUCUGCAAUUGUCACCGCGAAAUGCCACUGAAUCUGUCACCACACUCUCUGCAACUCUCCACGCUCAACUCCUCUUCCUUCACCCAGCACGUUUCGCAAAUUCUCAAUCCUACCCUUCCAUGGACUCCGCAGAAACAUCUCUGCCGUACCCACAUUUCCUGCGCCUCAACCAGACCCAGGAAGAAAGCGGUUCCCAUAAGCGAGAAAUCGGAGACCGAAGAGUUGGUUCGGGUCCUUAUGAAGAGUUUCACUGAUAAAGUGCCGUUGGUACGGACAAUGGAUAAGUAUGUGAGAAUUGUAAGGACUGAGCAUUGUUUUUUGCUGUUUGAAGAGCUUGGCAAGCGGGACAAAUGGCUUCAAUGCCUUGAGGUGUUCAGAUGGAUGCAGAAACAGCGGUGGUAUAUACCUGAUAGUGGUGUUUAUUCAAAGUUGAUAUCAGUUAUGGGAAAGAAGGGUCAAACCCGAAUGGCUAUGUGGCUUUUCUCUGAGAUGCGUAACAGUGGGUGCCGGCCAGACACUUCAGUUUAUAAUGCACUGAUCACUGCACACCUCCACUCCAAGGAUAAAGAAAAGGCUUUGUCCAAAGCUCUUGGUUACUUUGAGAAAAUGAAAGGUAUGGAACGAUGUCAACCCAACGUCGUGACAUACAAUAUUCUUUUGAGAGCUUUUGCUCAAGCUCGAAAUGUGAAUCAAGUUAAUGCUUUGUUUAAGGAUCUUGACCAGAGUAUUGUUUCUCCUGAUAUAUAUACAUUUAAUGGUGUGAUGGAUGCAUAUGGCAAAAAUGGGAUGAUCAGAGAAAUGGAGUCUGUACUUUCUUUGAUGAAAAGUAAUCAAUGUAAACCUGAUAUUAUUACAUUUAAUUUGCUGAUUGAUUCUUACGGAAAGAAACAAGAUUUUGAAAAGAUGGAGCAAGUUUUUAAGAGCCUUUUGCAUUCCAAAGAGAAACCAACUUUGCCUACUUUUAAUUCCAUGAUAAUGAAUUACGGAAAGGCACGGCAGAAAGAGAAAGCAGAGGGUGUCUUUCAGAAGAUGACCAAAAUGAAAUACACACCAAGCUUCAUUACAUACGAGAGCCUUAUCAUGAUGUAUGGAAUUUGUGACUCUGUUUCUCAGGCUAGGGAUAUUUUUGAUGAUAUGGUUGAAUCUGGAAAGGAGAUCAAAGUUUCAACCUUAAACGCCAUGCUUGAUGUUUAUUGUAUGAAUGGUUUGCCCAUGGAAGCAGAUUUACUAUUUGACAGUGCACGGAGCAUUCGGGUGCUACCUGAUUCAUCAACGUAUAAACUCCUAUACAAGGCUUACACUAAAGCCAACAUGAAGGAGCUUGUACAGAAACUGCUAAAGCACAUGGAUAGAGAUGGUAUUGUCCCCAAUAAGAGGUUCUUCCUGGAAGCUUUGGGAGCUUUUAAGUCUUCACCAGCAACUUCAAAUUCUGCCAAUCAUGCAUCUGGUUCAAAAAGUCGGCAGAGUUAGGCCAAGACUUGAUGGAAUUAUUGUUUGUGUUUUCAUCUGAUCUUUUCCUAUAUAAGGGACAUUCAAUGUAGAACUUACAGUUCAAAGGAUCAGUUGGCUGGUUCACCAUCUAAUUAGUUGGUCUGCAUGUGAUUUGCGAUCGAGUGCUUAGCCCCUUGUGCUAUAUAUUCCCCUUGCUUCUGCUUUCCACGUUUCUUAUAUCGUUCAUGGAUGCAAUCAUGUAUUCCUAAAACUGAUGUUUAUGGCUAUUACAUGUGUAGGAGUUACGUACCAGACAGAGACAUUCAACCCUGUAACAAGGACCCAUAUUAGGACAUUCAACACACUAACUCUGCGUAGUUCAGUGCUAUAUAAUGGGAGAUCUUCCAGUAUGAUUGGCCUUUAUGUACUGGCAAUACUGCUACUCCAAGAAUGUUGAGAUAUGUUACCUUUGCUUGUACAUUUUUUGCAAAACAUGAAAUUGCCUGAAUUUUGUGAUUCUUUGAAUGAAGAGCGUUGAUGUACAUUUACUUAUCA